GCCAGCCCAGCCGGGCCACGGGACGGGAGGCCCAUGCCCACCAUGUCCUUACUCAGCGUCACAGUAAAAAAAGCGCGCUAUGUUGGUAUACAAGCAACACAAUUCAACACAUACGUGACACUCAAACUACAGAAUGUCAAGUCGACGACGGUGACAGUGAAGGGCCCGACACCAUGCUGGGAGCAAGACUUCCUUUUUGAAAUUAACGACAUCAACCUGGGCCUCUUGGUAGAGGUGUGGAACAAAGGAGUGAUCUGGGACCGUGCCCUCGGGUACCACUACUUGCCUCUCACUUCAGUGGCUUACACCGAGCAGGAGUGUGGCGGGCGCUGGAUCGAGCUGGAGGCACAGCUCAUGAUGCGCGGCGGCGCAGUAGUCGGCACCACCGGGCCUACGGGCCAUGCCUUGCUGCUGGACUGCCGGUUCGAACCUCCGUUCGAUGCGGAAGGCACGGGCGGUGCCGACCUCCAGCGUAAGCUUGACCUGCUCAACGGCGCGUUGGACGCCGAGAGGGCGGAACAAGCUCGCAGGCAGAUGCAGUAUAUAGCCCACUCUGGGUACUCAGAGGACUCUGACUACACCUCAGACCUCAACUACCCAGUGGGCCAGCACGCAAACUGCAGCGCAUCGCAAUUCAGGAGUGCCGCACACCAGAUGCACACGCCACAGAGAUCACUGGAGGUGUCCCGAGAGAAUUCUUACGAGAGAGACGAGUACCACAUACACGGCGACACGGACCCCUUGUAUUAUAACAGUCAGCCGAGAACAAAUAGGAUAGAGACUUGGUCCCAGCUGCAUGCGCAGGCGAGCGUCGAGUCUGCCAUCUCUUGGCGGACCGCCGCCGACUGGCAGUCCGCAGAGGACCAGCGGCGACCAAGUCUCGAGCGACAGAAUACUCUGUACGACGACGGAUUAGGCUACGGGUUUGAUGCCUAUACAACUAGUACGCACAUUAGGGACCACUCACAUUUAUCGCAGCAGGCCAGCUACGAGGAGUACUAUGACUCGAGCAGCUACCCCUACCAGACGUCGUACGUGGGCGACGACUCACGACAAUGGGACAGUGGGGGGCAGUACUUCUUCGAUGACGGCUACGGGCUCACGCCCACCGAGUACGAGAAUAUCGUCAAUAAACGGCGCUCGUCGGUUGUGCAGUUACCGCAGUUACCGACUAAGCAGGUCAGUCUUUAG
Messenger RNA from Ostrinia nubilalis (European corn borer), 1191 nucleotides. Its product is annotated as phorbol ester/diacylglycerol-binding protein unc-13-like. Gene Ontology annotation, molecular function: diacylglycerol binding; syntaxin-1 binding; calmodulin binding. Bases 34 to 1191 code for a protein of 385 amino acids. Gene Ontology annotation, biological process: synaptic vesicle priming; synaptic transmission, glutamatergic; presynaptic dense core vesicle exocytosis. The transcript is spliced from 11 exons. The record is from RefSeq and is a predicted model, not a curated record. Gene Ontology annotation, cellular component: synaptic vesicle membrane; neuromuscular junction; presynaptic membrane. Lineage: Eukaryota; Metazoa; Arthropoda; Insecta; Lepidoptera; Crambidae.